Trichomycterus rosablanca is the source of this 3668-nucleotide messenger RNA. It is a transcript of the gene brpf3a, whose product is annotated as bromodomain and PHD finger containing, 3a. Gene Ontology annotation, molecular function: protein binding. The record is from RefSeq and is a predicted model, not a curated record. Gene Ontology annotation, cellular component: MOZ/MORF histone acetyltransferase complex. Gene Ontology annotation, biological process: regulation of transcription by RNA polymerase II. NCBI's taxonomy places the organism in Eukaryota, Metazoa, Chordata, Actinopteri, Siluriformes, Trichomycteridae.
GAGACGCGUUAAAACCGGUGAUAAUGAAGAAAAAAAGUUGUCAGUUUGGACUUAACAAAGGCAGAGGAAAUAAUACUUCCUCCAGCCACACAGACCUGGAUAUCCUCCUUCGCCCCCCCUCUCCAUGUCGACUAAACGUCUCUUUUUCCCAAGACACACUGACAUACGCUCAGUCUCAGAAAGUGGUAGAGGUAGAGUUGGAAGGGAGGAUCCACCGUAUAAACAUUUUUGACCAACUGGCAGUUAUUACUGAGGAUGAGAUGCUGGCACAAGACCUGGCAGAGUGCAACAGCAACAAAGAAAACAGUGAGCAGGUUGAGAGCUGCAUUCGGCAGGGCCACACAACCUCAGCACCCAAAGGCAAAAAAAAAGAUAGCAAACAUGGUGGCCGAAUCAAGCGCUCCAGUGCCCAGCACUACAACCACUUGUUAAGCUCGGCUCAUCACAGUGAACUAGAGGGCCCUCUGCCCAAACCCAGCUUCCGCAGGGCGGACACUUUUACUCCCUCUGAGGCUUCUCCUCUUUCUGUAGCUUAUUACCGCUAUAUUGAGAAGUCCACAGAGGAAUUGGAGACAGAGGCAGAGUAUGACAUGGAUGAAGAAGACAUGGCCUGGUUGCAGAUGGUCAAUCAAAAGCGGGUUUCAGAUGGACAUGCGUCAGUACCUCCUGACACAUUUGAAUUACUGAUUGACAGGUUGGAAAGGGAGUCCAUUCUGGAGUCACGGAGCCAAGCUCUGUCCCAGAGCACUAUUGACGAGGACGCAUACUGCUGCGUGUGUCUGGAUGAUGAGUGCCUAAACAGUAAUGUCAUUCUUUUUUGCGACAUCUGCAACUUAGCUGUGCACCAAGAGUGUUAUGGGGUGCCCUACAUCCCUGAGGGCCAGUGGUUGUGCCGACGGUGCCUGCAGUCUCCAUCCCGGGCUGUGAACUGUGUGCUGUGUCCCAACAGAGGAGGGGCCUUUAAACAGGCCAGUGAUGGCCGCUGGGCCCAUGUAGUUUGUGCCAUCUGGAUUCCUGAAGUAUGCUUUGCCAACACAGUAUUUCUGGAGCCUGUAGAGGGAAUAAACAACAUUCCUCAUGCAAGAUGGAAACUUACCUGCUACCUGUGCAAGCAGAGGGGGUGUGGAGCAUCCAUUCAGUGUCACAAAGCCAAUUGCUAUAGAGCAUUUCAUGUUACCUGUGCUCAACGGGCUGGGCUUUUUAUGAGUAUUGAACCAGUAAGGGAGAUGAACGUAAAGAGCACUACAUUUGCUGUGAAGAAAACUGCAUUCUGUGGAAACCAUUCUCCUGAUUGUGCAAAAGGAGAAUACACCGAGGAAGAUGAAGGCUUUGUAGGGAGUAGGGGUAACAGAGGUCAAAGGUCAUACAUAUUUGGCCCACCACUGCAGCAAAACCAGCCUGGGGGCAAAAAGGAUUUAGCUACACAGCAAAAAAAGAAGACAAGAAAGAGUGCUGAUUUGGUGUCAAGGAAGCCAAUGGUCCUUGUCCCACAGAUACCAUCCUACAGGCUUAAUAAGAUUUGCACAGGAGUGUCUGUACAGAGGAAAAACCAGUUCAUGCAGAGGCUUCAUAAUUAUUGGCUUCUGAAACGUCAUUCUCGUAAUGGAGUUCCACUUAUUCGCCGGCUCCACUCACACCUCCAAGCUCAGAAAACUGAACAGAGGGAGCCAGAUUCUAAGGUUCAGGCAGUGAGGGAAGAACUAAAGUACUGGCAAAAGCUGCGUCAGGACCUGGAGAAAGCUCGCCUCCUGAUUGAGCUCAUUCGCAAGAGGGAGAGGCUCAAACGUGAACAGCUCAAACUACAGCAGGUGGAAAUGGAGCUACAGCUCACUCCAGCACUGGUGCUGCUGCGCUCCACGCUGGAACAGUUGCAGGAGAAAGACACUACAUGCAUUUUUAACUCGCCUGUAAACUUGUGUGAGGUUCCAGAUUAUCUGGAGUUUGUAUCUGAACCUAUGGACUUCUCCACCAUGCGAGAAAAACUGGAGGCGCAUAAUUACCACUCAGUAAAGGAUCUGGAGGCUGACUUCAACUUAAUGGUGUCCAACUGCCUUAAGUACAACUCUAGUGACACUGUAUUCCACAAAGCUGCCAAGCAGCUCCAGAAGGUGGGUGGCAACAUCCUGCGGCAAGCCCAGCGUCAGUCUCUCAGCACAGGCUUGGACAUCACCACAGGCAUGCAUCUUCAAGAUUCAGCAAGCAAACCUGACUCCUGCCAACUGUGCUGGGAUGAGGUGGACAGCCUCCUGAACCCUAAAAACAGAUCUCACAUGUCUUCAGAUGAGCAGCUGCAAAAGCUGCUUGAGAAGCUGAAGAUAGUUUCAUCCAUGUGCACUAGCGGAGAGCGCACCAAACGAAUAAGACUUCUGCGCCGGGAGAUCAACAAUAUACGACACAAGCUCAGCCAUCUGCGAAGAACCUCACGACUGCUCAAUGGCACCAUCAUGGAGAAAGACCAGGAUCAAAAGAAAGGACAGGAUGCCCAAAUUAAAUAUGAAACAACAAUUUUAGAGUCCAAUAAAUGCACAUCUCAAAAAACUCAGGAACCAACCUCCUCUCCUUUACCAGGAGAUGCCCCACCAAAUGCUUUAGUAUUUUGCCCAGGGACAGGAUUGACAACCAUCCCCAAACAGUUUCAUAAAAAGCGGGAGGGUAGGUGCAGGGGGAAAAGAAAAAGCAGAGGAAGAGCUCUUAACAAGGGUCCUAGCCAGACAGUAACAAUAGAGGAUAUUCACCAGCUAAAGGGAGAACACACUCUGUCUGCCUGCUCACAAGAGCAAUCUGUUAACAGAUUUUUCUCUCUGGAGAACCCCUCUACUUUGCUCAGGCUGGGUGUUGGUCGCCGUACAUCCAUCCUUUUUAAGAAAGCUAAAAAUGGGGACAAGUUGACUAAAAGCAAGCCCCUUUCACUCCAAAAUAAAGUGAGUGCUGACCAAACAUGCAACGAAAUACAUCUAAGCUCACUGUGCACACCAUCAGCCCAAAUAUCCUUCUCCUGUUCUCCACAUCAUCUACGUUCACGAGGUCCCAGUGCCAUUCCAGACAGUGAAACAGAAAAAGCGAAUACACCUUUUAAAGAUAACGGAUUAACGAAUGAUAUUAAAAGACAGAGGGACAGCCCCUGGCAUUUUAAAAACUGUUCUCCCUCUCACCAGAACGUCAGUUCUUCACCCCCCAAAUGCAGUCGAGGCAAAGGGGAGAACACAGGGCCCAAAUCAGGCAAGAGCAAACCCCAAAAGCCAAAUGACCUGGAACCACUCAGCUUGGUUUGGGCUAAAUGCAGUGGCUAUCCCUCAUACCCUGCAAUGACGGUAGACCCCCUUAUGCCUAAGGAGGGUAUCCUUCAUAAUGGAAUUCCGAUCCCAGUGCCACAUAAAGACGUGCUGAAACUGGGGAAGCGCAGGCAGAUGGAGACUAAGGACAAACUCUUCCUCGUCUUGUUUUUUGACACAAAGAGAACAUGGCAAUGGCUACCCCUGGGCAAGCUCCAUCCAAUGGGAGUUGAUGACGCUCUGGAUAAGCUUUACUUAAAGGAAGGCAAGAAAUCGAAUGUGCGGAAGUCUGUGCGCAAGGCAUAUGACCGAGCAAUGGCACACCUCAGCCACAUACGGAAAGAUAACCUCAGCCCAUCCUCCUUUAUAUAAAAGUAUUAUAUACAGCAGAUAGUA